Uloborus diversus is the source of this 1203-nucleotide messenger RNA. RefSeq names its product homeotic protein antennapedia-like. The record is from RefSeq and is a predicted model, not a curated record. Bases 193 to 1203 code for a protein of 336 amino acids. Lineage: Eukaryota; Metazoa; Arthropoda; Arachnida; Araneae; Uloboridae. Gene Ontology annotation, biological process: negative regulation of transcription by RNA polymerase II; anterior/posterior pattern specification. Gene Ontology annotation, cellular component: nucleus. The transcript has 3 exons. Gene Ontology annotation, molecular function: RNA polymerase II cis-regulatory region sequence-specific DNA binding; DNA-binding transcription factor activity, RNA polymerase II-specific.
CAGGGAUCGAGAGCGCUAUCGCCAGGUAGGAGCAGCAGCUGAUAUGCCAGGCUUGGAUGGUAAGAGGAGCAGCAGUAGUUGUCAAGCUUCAAGACGGCGAAUUCUAUCACUUCAGCGCAGUGCCCGCAAGCGACCGAAGCAUUAUAUAAGAACUGGUCUCCAACAUACGUAAUUGCGGAACAAGAUCAUAGUAUGAGUUCAUAUUACACCAACUCUUACAUACCAGACCUCCGAAGCCCCGGAGGAGUAGAACAGUAUAAUGGACAGCCAGUACACAACCAGCCCAAUGGUGACAUGUGCGACCAAGGGCAAAGACAAUACAUUCAACCGCAAUACGCUUCGUCGCCUGUGCAAGGGGCAACGUAUCCCCGAUUUCCCCCCUAUGACAGACUGGAAAUACGUCCCAUCACUUCAUCGCCCAACUCGCCGAGCCCGCCGGGGCAGUACUAUGGCAACCCAUGCAACCAAGCGCCCCCGGGGCCGCCCUUGCCGCAGCCGGCACACCAACCUCCCCAACACGCCCCCAUGAGCCAUCCGAACGCUUACGUCCCCCAAGAUGGACAGACCAACUGCAGGGGCUCCCCCCACCACGACGCCCCACAACAUCCUAACAUGUCACCAGCCCAGUACCCAAGUUGCAAGAUGCAACCUCAACCGGUUCCACACGGGCCGCCUCAUCCGCAGCAAGGCCUGGGUCACGACCCCAACGGGGUGGUCCAUCGACAGGUGAAUUCGGAAUGUGGGCCCCCGCCCAAUACCAUGCCCCCGUGCCAAAGUCCGGUUCAGUCUCCACAGCAGCCACCGCCGCCUCCCCAGAUGUAUCAGAACCACGGAGGCCCCCCACCCAAUCAGCAGCAGGUUCAACAACAGCAACAAGUUCAACCUCCUCAAGCUGGGAAUAUGCCCAGUCCGCUCUAUCCUUGGAUGAGGAGCCAGUUCGAACGGAAACGUGGAAGACAGACCUAUACCCGGUAUCAGACGUUGGAGUUGGAGAAGGAAUUUCAUUUUAAUCGUUACCUGACUCGAAGGCGUCGCAUAGAGAUUGCUCACGCGCUAUGUCUCACGGAACGACAAAUAAAAAUCUGGUUCCAAAACCGGCGCAUGAAGUGGAAAAAAGAAAACAAAGCGAAAUUGGAAGCUGGUCUUGCAAUGGGUCCGACUCCACCAGAACUAACACAUCUUGGAGAACAUCCUCCACAGUAA